UCCGCAGCCGUUUUGGCUCAAGUUGGGGUUCAAGCGCCUUCGGGUUAAUUUUGAAUUGUGCUUGCGCUUAGGUCUACUGGAUCACACCGGCAAUUUGCCGUUCCACACAAUGGACGCAUUGACGACUCCAUACAUCCACAGUGACGAUUUUUUUGAUACCUACGUGAACCCUCAUUCGUUGGACCUAAUCUUAGGUGACAUGUGUACGCCGAUGCCUAGCAUCGGAUCAUUGCCCACCAUGCAGCCGGUCAACACGCAGUCAUUGCCGCUCUGGCAGGAAGACCACCCCAUGUUGCAGUCGAGCAGUGGCAAGUCAUGGAAGACUCUUGACGAGUUCGACCUCCCGCCGGAGCGUCUGCGGGCAGAAAUCACUGGCAACCACCCAUCGGAACACACGCAGGAUGAAGCCUGGUUGGGCCCUGGCAGCGCCCCCUCGGCGGCCGAUGUGCAGCUCUCAUCUCAGCCUGGAGGCGUACUGCGGCUCCAUGGCCAGCCGCUGCCGCGCAGGCAGGAAGACCACCCCAUUCUGCAGUCGAGCGGCGGCGAGUCAUGGAAGACUCUUGACGAGUUCGACCAUCCGCGCGAGCGCCGGCGGGCAGAAGCCACUGGCAGCCACCCAUCCGAACACGCGCAGGAUUCAGCCGCCCCCGCGGCCGAUGUGCAGCUGUCAUCUCAGCCUGGAGGCGUACUGCUGCUCCAUGGCCAGCCGCUGCCGCGCAGGCAGGAAGACCACCCCAUUCUGCAGUCGAGCGGCGGCGAGUCAUGGAAGACUCUUGACGAGUUCGACCAUCCGCGCGAGCGUCGCCGGGCAGAAGCCACAGGCAGCCACCCAUCCGAACACGCGCAGGAUUCAGCCGCCCCGGCGGCCGCUGCGCAGUUGUUAUCUCAGCCUGCAGGCGUACUGCGGCUCCAUGGCCAGCCGCUGCCGCGCAGGCAGGAAGACCACCCCAUUCUGCAGUCGAGCGGCGGCGAGUCAUGGAAGACUCUUGACGAGUUCGACCAUCCGCGCGAGCGUCGCCGGGCAGAAGCCACAGGCAGCCACCCAUCCGAACACGCGCAGGAUUCAGCCGCCCCGGCGGCCGCUGCGCAGUUGUCAUCUCAGCCUGCAGGCGUACUGCGGCUCCAUGGCCAGCCGCUGCCGCGCAGGCAGGAAGACCACCCCAUUCUGCAGUCGAGCGGCGGCGAGUCAUGGAAGACUCUUGACGAGUUCGACCACCCGCGCGGGGGCGCUCCGCUGAUCCAUCGCGCCGCGGGGGCGGCGCCAGCCUGGUCGCCGAUCAGGCCGCCCGGCAUGCCACCGCUCUCUGCCACUGAGGCGGGGCUCGCCGCAGGCCGCCGAGGCGAGCCAGGCCGCGCAGCGCGGGCGAGACAGUGUGCCAGCGGAGGGCGGGCAGGGACCUCCAGUGGUACGCCCGCGGCCGGCAGGGGGCUGGCCAGCAUGCAGGCCCAGCUCCUGGCGCAGGAGCAGCUGCUGGCCAAGGUCCAACAGGAGGCUCAGGAGCUCAGGCGGACUAUCCGCGAGCAGACGGCCUUCUUGGAGGAGCUUGAGUUUCAACAGGGCGAGCUCGUUGACAGCAUGCCAGCAGCUACCGAGGAGGCAGCGCCCGCCGCCCCUGGCGUUCCAAGAAUCACCACGCUCGUGAUUCGGAACAUUCCCAUGGCCAUGACGCAAGCUGACCUGCUGGACCUCUUCGACACGUCUGGUUUCGCGAGCCGCUACAACUACGUCUACAUGCCGACGACUUUCGAAACGGGGACCACCAGGGGGAUCGCGUUCGUAAAUUUUGCCACCUCGAACGACGCCCGCGAAUUCUCCAUCCUGUGGAACAAAUCGCGGCUGACCAGAGAUGCCGGCGCUGGAGUCACCGGGACUGUGAUCGAGGUCAGCUCGGCGGCGAGGCAGGGAUACUCGGAGAGCGUCAGGAUGUGGACGGCGAGCCGGCUGCGCCGCAUCAAGAACCCCAAGUUCCACCCCUUCAUCGCCCCAAGGCCAGCUGCCCUGUGAGCGCGCGGUUGACAGUUUUACUGGACGAGGGGAAGGGGGGACGUGUGGGGGACUUUCGGGUCACCUCGCC
Prorocentrum cordatum is the source of this 2075-nucleotide messenger RNA. NCBI's taxonomy places the organism in Eukaryota, Dinophyceae, Prorocentrales, Prorocentraceae. The record is from the annotation of a GenBank genome assembly.